CGUCCACACUUUGUUUCCAUUCCGCGCCUCUCGCCUUGGCCAAGACGCACCAUCACACACACGCAGCCUCGGGCUACCUGUGCGCACUGCGGCCGGCCCCUUCCUCCUGUCAGUGACACAUGCAAAGCAAGACGCAAACUAAACGCGGUGCCGACUGAAGAGAGAGGGGACGCAGAGACAGAGGGGGGAAAGAGACAACUUGGCUGUUUGCAAGCCCAGGCGGUCUGAACUGAACCCGAAGUUUCUUGGCUCAUCGGAGAAGGAAUAAUUCGCAGCCCGGUCGCCCCACACAGCGCUGUUGUGGAUAUUUACGUCCACCUUGUCUCCUGUUAAGAAGAAUGGCGAGAGAUUACGCAGCACGCUGCCCGGUCUCUCCGGUGAGAAACACUUGGCUGGUGGCGGCAGCGAUCCUCCUCGUUGCUCAAGGUAUCGGGGCUCAGAAAGUGCGAGUCGAGGAAGAGCUGGAGGCGUAUCCCGACAAGUCUGUUGAUCUCACCUGCGAAUUCGUCGAUGGAGGUGGCCGAACCAAACUCACACAGGUGUCUUGGAUAUGGGAGCCCAUUGAUGGUCAGAGGGACAACAUUGCUGUAUUCCACCCAAUCUAUGGACAGAGUUUCCCCAACUUGUCCUUCAAAGACAGAGUCGUCUUCCUCUACAGGACUCUGGAGAACCCGUCCAUUAGAAUUUCUAACCUAAAAAUGUCCGACGCUGGCCGAUAUACCUGCGAGUACGCCACCUACCCUUCUGGAAACGAACAAGGGACCACCACCCUCAUCAUGCUUGCUAAGCCCAAGAACUCAGCCAACGUUGUGACCGUCCAGGCUGGGCCCAAUUCAGUGGUGGUGGCGCAGUGCGAGGCGGCCGAAGGCAAACCAGCAGCUACCAUCAAGUGGUUGGCGUCGGUUGGAGGCAACCACUCAACCAGCACCACAAAUGGGCCGGACGGCACGGUGACAGUGCGCAGCGAGUAUCGACUGGUUCCCACGCCGGCAGAUAAUGGCAGGGAGGUGACCUGCAUGGUCGACCAAAGGACACAGGAACGUCCGUGGGUUUCUCAAGUCAAGCUCUCGGUGGAAUACCCUCCCUCUGUAUCCAUAGAAGGCUACGACAACAACUGGUACGUUGGCCGUUCAGACGCCGUGCUGCUCUGCCUCGCCACCGGCAACCCCACACCCACUACCGUCACCUGGACCACGGCGUCCGGUGCGCUGCCAGACACGGUGGUGGUGAGCGGCAACAAGCUGACAGUGAGGAAGGUGGACGACGCCGUCAACACCACUUUCACCUGUGAGGUCAAGAACAAGCACGGGGCCAGCAGUCACCAGAUCACCACCUUCGUCAUCGAAGCCCUGGAGGAUCCGUCCAGUGCCGGCGUCGUGGCGGGCGCCGUCAUCGGCUCCCUCCUGGCCCUACUAUUGGUUGUCGCGCUAGUUGCCGUUCUUCUGACCCGGAGUCGCCGGCAGCAGAGGCGCGGUUACCCCAGCAGCGGGGACUCCAUCGCAACCGGCAGUGGUGGCAGCAACGGCGGAGACUAUGGGAACAAAGCUCGCCUGCUCUUCAGUGGCACCGGGAACAGCAGCAAUAAGAACGGGACGGGCGCCAACAACAACGGGCCCAUCUACACGUAUCGUGAGGGCUGCGACGCCACAGGGACUCUAACGGAAAAGGCCAACGACUACCACCAUCAUCACCUCCACCACGCUUCAAUUGGCAACCCCCCGUCCGCCCACGACAUCCUCCUUAGUGGUGACGAAGCUGAGAGGAGGAAGUUUGACCUGGAUGACAGCAUGGAGGAAGAAUACGACCGGUUUGGAGGCGGGAACAUGAUUCCUCCGGCCUAUCACGUCCACAGAGCUCACGGCGGCGAAGAAGAAAUGGACGUGUACCUCGAUGACGACAUGGAGUCUCAGAGAGACGGCUCAGUCAUUUCCCGGACUGCCAUUUAUGUCUGAGGGCGCAGGAGAGGAGAGAAAAGGUGAGGUCUGAAACUAGUGGAAGGAGAUGCGGGGGAGGAAGAGGGGGAGUUCAAGCCAGCCUUCUUCGCUUUCGCCUCCAUCAACUGCUUCACAUUCAACCCGAUCAAAGAGACGCCAUCAAUUACAUCCUCUCUGCUUGACACCGGAGGAUGAAAAGAAAAAUGAUUUAUAAAAAAAAAAAGGAAAAUGAAGGUUUUGACGAAGGAAACCUUGUGAUGGCAGUAAAGUGGACUGUGGCUGAAUAUGUGACUGUGUUUAAGCGUGGAGACAGAUUUCAUUCAGUGCCAGCCGAAUAUAACAAAAAAGAAAAAAUACUGCAAACGAAAACCACAGCAACUCUGACGCAACGCUGCUUCUUGCUACGUUCUUGUUUCUUCAGCUUUGCUAGUGUGUGAUUGUGUUGAGUGACUACGUUGUAUUUUUACUAGAAAACAUAAUCUGCAAAGCCGGGAGCACCAUAACCACCACUCAAAACUCGCCUUCCUGUUUCAACGUAAAGAAAAACAUCAUCGGCGUAAAACUUUACAAACGGCUUCUGUGGAUGUUGCCGCUGUUGCUGCACACUCUUUGGACAGACUCUGCUCGAAUUUUAAACUUGAAAACUCGUCGCCUUGGCAUCAGUUAUGGAGUUUCUGUACAUCGGACUUUUUUUUUGGCGGGGUGUUACAGUGACUCGCCCCACCCUGUGACACCAACUGGUUUCCAGAGCGAGGGGCCACUAAACUGAGUAACAUAACAGACUUAACAGUGCGUGCUAAUGUGUGGCUGGCUGUGGUGUUAAUGAUGUGCAUCAUCUAUAUAUUGGGCGCCGUCUCACUAUAGCACAGUUGUUGUUAUUGUUCUUGUUGUAGCUGUUGUUGUUGUUGUUGUUACUGUUGUGUAAUGGUGUUGAUCUCGCUAAGGAAACGACGCACCGGGAGCCUUGGGGGGUUUCACACAGUACCACAUUGGGUCGGUAAUGACUCAUUUAAUGGGUAAAAAAAAAUAAAAAGAUGUGCUUUUCUUUGUUUGCAGCUGUAUUUUCCCCCUUUUUC
This is a messenger RNA of Plectropomus leopardus (leopard coralgrouper), 3010 nucleotides long. It is a transcript of the gene pvrl2l, whose product is annotated as PVR cell adhesion molecule related 2 like. The record is from RefSeq and is a predicted model, not a curated record. Lineage: Eukaryota; Metazoa; Chordata; Actinopteri; Perciformes; Serranidae.